CUUUUCCAAUGCGAAUGGACAGAUACUGGCCCCAGAUUCCGUCGCAGAGUGGAAAUGGUGUACAGAGCAGAUGGAGCGCAGAAUGUAUGGCAAACAGAGCGGGUGGGCCAUACGGGAAAUGUGCAGUAG
This is a messenger RNA of Paraglomus brasilianum, 129 nucleotides long. Lineage: Eukaryota; Fungi; Glomeromycota; Glomeromycetes; Paraglomerales; Paraglomeraceae. The record is from the annotation of a GenBank genome assembly.